CCCUUCACUUUUCCCUCAAAAAAAUAAAUAUAUAAUUUUAAUUUGAAUAUAUAUAUAAGGAAGAUUGUAAUCAUUAUUUAUUAGUACUAUAUAGUUUCCUAGUUAGUAAUUAUUUUUUUUGUGGCCUAAAAAACUAAUAUGAAGAUUUGUUCAUCAUGGUGUACUAAAUCAGCAUCAACAAAACUUUUAUGUAUUAUGAUUCCAUUUAUUUUAAUUUCUAUUUAUUUUGCAUUUGGGAAUUCAAAGAAUUCAUCUUUUUCAACUUCAACUUGGUUUUUCAGUUCAGGAAAAAAUAUUUCCGGCCACGGCGGCGGUGAGAGGCCGGAGUUGGUGGCGGUGGCGGUCAACGGUGGCGCUGACCGUGAAGAAGCUAUUUUGGAAGAUUAUAGUUUUAAUAGUAGUAAUAGUUUUUCUCCACUUACUGCUGAAGCUGAUCAAGAAUUUCAAGAAAAUCAAAAACCAAUUAUUACACAAAAGAAUGAAACUUUUAACAUUUCAUUGGAGAAACCACAUGAGUUGCCAUCUUUGAAUGAAACUCAUGCUCUUCCAAUUGAACCCAAAAUCAAGAAAAAGUUUACUAAUUUGGAGAAGUUAGAAGUCAAAUUGGGGAAAGCUCGAGCUGCCAUCAAAGAAGCUGUUACGUCUGGAAAUCAAACGGAUGAUUCGGACUAUGUUCCAUCCGGUCCAAUGUAUUGGAAUGCCAAAGCUUUUCAUAGGAGUUACUUGGAAAUGGAAAAGGAAUUCAAGGUAUUCGUGUACGAAGAAGGAGAGCAGCCUAUUUUUCACAAUGGUCCGUGCAAAAGUAUAUACGCGAUGGAGGGAAACUUUAUUUAUCAAAUGGAGACGAGCAAAUUCCGAACUAGAGACCCCGAGAAAGCUCAUGUGUUCUUCCUACCUAUCAGCGUGACAUCGAUAGUGCACUUCAUAUAUGAUAGAAACUCCAGAGAACAUUGGAAUCCGAUGAAACAAACGGUUACAGAUUACAUUAAUCUUGUUUCUGGGAAAUAUCCUUAUUGGAAUCGAAGCCUAGGCGCAGAUCAUUUCAUGCUCGCUUGCCAUGAUUGGGGGCCUGAAAUUUCAAAGGCUGUUCCAGAGCUAUUCAAGAACUCAAUUCGUGUGUUAUGCAAUGCUAAUACCUCAGAAGGAUUCAAGCCUUCUAAAGAUGUAUCCUUCCCAGAGAUCCUCCUCCCAGGAGGUACGAUGAAUGGCCUGAUCGGUGGUCCAUCUCCAUCACGUAGAUCAAUCUUGGCGUUUUUUGCUGGAGGGCUUCAUGGACCUAUACGGCCUAUACUUCUCGAGCAUUGGGAAAACAAAGACGAUGACAUCCAAGUCCAUAGGUACCUACCAAAAGGCAUCUCGUACUAUGGCAUGCUAAGGAAUAGCAAGUUUUGCCUUUGUCCUAGUGGUUAUGAAGUUGCGAGUCCACGAAUGGUUGAGGCACUCUACACGGGAUGUGUCCCGGUCCUCCUUAAGGACCAUUACGUGCCACCAUUUAGCGAUGUUUUGAACUGGAAAUCGUUCUCCGUUGAAGUCCCCGUUGAUCGAAUUCCCGACUUGAAGAAAAUUCUGGCUGGGAUUUCAACAAGGCAAUAUAUAAGGUUGCAAAGAAGAGGUAAACAAGUUAGGAGACAUUUUGAAGUUAAUAUGAUUCCACAAAGAUAUGAUGUUUUUCACAUGAUACUUCAUUCUGUUUGGCUUAGAAGAUUGAAUAUGAGGCUUCAUGGUCUUGAAUAUUUGUGACCUAUGAGUUUUCAUGUACAAUAUCCUCGUGGUCCGGCUUUUUCCGAACCUGGUGCAUAGCAAAAGCUUAGUGCAUCGGCUGCCUUUUAUUAGUUUGUAUGUAUCUUCUUUUUGUGUUUAUGUGUACCACGUUUUGUGUUACAAUGUAAUUGUGUAGACUUUAGAAAUCUACUUUUUGAUUAAUUUAGUGUAAUAAUUUGUUUUUUUAAGCGAUUAAUGUAAGUUUCAUUAUAUAUCAAAGUUUAGUAGG
Molecule: messenger RNA, 1990 nt
Organism: Solanum stenotomum
Lineage: Eukaryota; Viridiplantae; Streptophyta; Magnoliopsida; Solanales; Solanaceae
Product: probable glycosyltransferase At5g03795
Exons: 5
Coding region: 139-1740 (533 amino acids)
Molecular function (GO): glycosyltransferase activity
Source: RefSeq, a predicted model, not a curated record